GGAUGCGUCUUGGAUCUGGUUGCCAAUAAGGACACACAUCUGAAUGUGAAUAUUGGCAUCAAAUACUCUAAUUCUGAGUGUUUAGCCACUCAUAAUAUGUUACCGUUCACGUACAGUCUUGGCGAAGGUGAAUUUGAAGCUCUCAAGGAUGGCAAGGAUAAAGCUCGUAAAGGCAAUGAAAGUGACUGCAGGGAUGCAAUUGAAUGCUCGAAACGUAAUGGCCCCUACUGCUUGAAGGUUGCUGACUUUAUGGUGGGAUUUGCCAGAGACGGAGAAUAUUUGAUGCCCAUGUUGACGCUAGUUGACGAGCCUGUGGUAUGGACCAUCACUUUGGACGGCGGCAAAACUCAUGACGGCAAAAAGGACAAGAAGCUCUUCAAAAUUGAUACGUUGUUUGCAGACUUUAAUCUCAGGCUCGACAUCGGAAACGAAACAAAGACCUGGAUGACGGAUAUCGGCGACAUAUGGUUGGACUUUUGGGAGGGCCACCCAGUCUGCUUCAACAAAACGAACAAAAAAUAUCUUCGGGACAUCAAACAGUGGGAGAUCACCGAUGAGAGCCACACAGACAAGGAAUUCAAAUAUCUCUUCACCUUCUACUUGCUACCACAGAAAGCGGCACGGAGUAGAACGGAAGAUCGAAAGACCCUUAAGGAUGAAAUGCUGGAUGGACCAAACUGUGACUUUUUGUACGUUAAAUUGAAUACGAAACACUUCAAAUUGCUCGUUCCUACAGAAAAGCCGACCGAACCUCCAAUAGUCUAUAGUAGUAGACGUGAAACAAGAAUGAUAGUAGACAUGAAAAAAACAAGGAAGCCGAAAAGGACAACAGAAACACCAGAAGAAGAAGAAGAAGAGGAAGAAGAACCUUCCCCAGCUUCAAGUUCGAAUGUGGUCGUUGUCGUCAUUAUCACUGUCGUCGUCUUUUUGAUUGUUCUCAGCAUCAUUGGCUGUCUUCUCUGGUUCUUGGUAUUCCGCAAAAAAGAAGAAAAGAAGGAAGAGGAACAACAACCAGUAGAAGUUGACUAUUUUGGAACGACGGUGGGAACUACUGGCGCUAAGGGGACUGCAACGAAGACAAAGACUGGGAAAAGUGCUGUGAGUGGUACACAAAUAAAGAGCGGAAUGUCGGCUUCUGGAGGGGGGACGACUGUUGGUGGCACUCAAAUCCUUUCCUACAACGACAAAUCUUCAAUGGGCUUCGAUACGAGUAAAAACGAGACUUGAACGGGCAGAAAGGAAGGAAGAGGAAGAACUGAAGUGUGAAUAAUAAGAGAAGAAUAAAUGUUGUGUGUGAUACUCUAAUUCUAAAAUUCACCCUUAUCCCUAACUAUAUAUAAACUUGUUUGUAAGCCCCCUAACUAUAUUUACCCUUUUCGAGUAUUAUAUUCAUUUGUUUGUGUCAUAAUUUUUGUUGUAUUGUAUUUGUAUGGUGUUGUAUAUUAUUUAUAUUUGGUGUAAUAAAAUUGUAUGUUUAAUUGAAUAUGUGACUCGAUUAAGUUGCCUAUUAGGUUAUGGAAAAUUUUUUGAUUUUUAUUUUUCACUAAAA
Meloidogyne enterolobii is the source of this 1549-nucleotide messenger RNA. Lineage: Eukaryota; Metazoa; Nematoda; Chromadorea; Rhabditida; Meloidogynidae. The record is from the annotation of a GenBank genome assembly.